AUGAGCGGCAGCGGGCGGGCGAGGACCAGCUCGUUUGCUGAGCCGCCCUGCAUCCCCGGAGCGCCCGGAGCGGCUGCUGCUGCUGUGGGGAGCAGCGCAGGAAAGAGCGCGGUCUCACAGGCCUCAGCGGGAUGUGCCAACCUCAGACUGUCCCGAGACAGCGGCAAAGUGACGACCGUCGUGGCGACUCCGGGGCAGGGUCCAGACCGUCCACAGGAAGUGUCCUACUCCGACAUCAAGGUGAUUGGAAAUGGCUCGUUCGGCGUCGUGUAUCAGGCGCGGCUCAUCGACAGCCAGGAGAUGGUGGCGAUCAAGAAGGUUUUACAGGACAAACGCUUUAAGAAUCGAGAACUACAGAUUAUGAGGAAGCUGGACCACUGCAACAUCGUCAGACUACGGUACUUCUUCUACUCCAGCGGCGAGAAGAAGGACGAAGUGUACCUGAACCUGGUCCUGGAUUUUGUCCCUGAGACGGUUUACAGAGUGGCCCGACAGUUUAACAAAGUCAAGAGCAUCAUCCCCAUCAUCUAUGUGAAGGUGUACAUGUACCAGUUGUUCCGCAGUCUGGCGUAUAUCCACUCUCAGGGCGUCUGUCACCGGGACAUCAAGCCCCAAAACCUGCUGGUCGACCCGGAGACUGCUGUGCUCAAGCUCUGCGACUUCGGCAGUGCGAAGCAGCUGGUCCGCGGAGAGCCUAACGUGUCGUACAUCUGCUCACGGUACUAUCGCGCUCCGGAGCUCAUCUUCGGAGCCACAGACUACACGGCCAACAUCGACAUCUGGUCUGCAGGCUGCGUCCUGGCGGAGCUGCUGCUGGGACAGCCCAUCUUCCCCGGAGACAGCGGCGUGGACCAACUCGUGGAGAUCAUCAAGGUUUUGGGGACGCCCACCAGAGAACAGAUCCGAGAAAUGAACCCAAACUACACAGAGUUUAAGUUUCCUCAGAUCAAAGCUCAUCCAUGGACCAAGGUGUUUAAACCGCGCACUCCGCCUGAGGCCAUCGCUCUCUGCUCGCGGCUGCUGGAGUACACGCCGGCCUCGCGCCUCUCUCCUCUAGAGGCCUGUUCUCACACCUUCUUCGACGAGCUGCGUCUGCCCAACACUCGCCUGCCCAGCGGCCGCGACCUGCCCCCCCUCUUCAACUUCAGCACCGCGGAGCUAUCGAUCCAGCCUCAGCUCAACUCCACGCUCAUCCCUCCUCACGCCCGCUCUCACACAGUCGCCUCAGCUCACGACGGCAGUUGUUCCGACUCGUCCCAGCACAGCUCAGUGCAGGGCUCUCUGAACAGCAUCUGA
This is a messenger RNA of Knipowitschia caucasica, 1296 nucleotides long. The record is from the annotation of a GenBank genome assembly. NCBI's taxonomy places the organism in Eukaryota, Metazoa, Chordata, Actinopteri, Gobiiformes, Gobiidae.